AUGCAGCACCCAGUCACCGGGGAGCGCUCUCCUCUCACAAUCAAACAUGCCUCGUUUGACGACGAGACCAACCCAAGCAGCAGUAUCAGCAUCAGCAGUAGUAGCAGAAGCAAGCCGUCCUCCAUCAUCACCGGCAUAUUGCGCAUCCCCCGUCUGAUAUGGGACUUUACUGAGAGCAACUUCGCCACCUUCGUCGUCCCCAACACGGCCUUCGGCCUCCUGGGCGGACUCACCGGAUCGCCUCUGACCACCUUGGGCCAGCCGACGAUGACAACGACGCUCUCGGUCCUGCAGCGUCUCCCUCUGGUCGUCGCCUUCAACUGGUAUAGCGUCCUCGUCUUCGACCUGGCCAACCAGCGCGGCCCGGAAUCCGUGGACGAGGAUCUCGUGAACAAGCCCUGGCGCCCCAUACCCGCGGGGAAAGUGACGCCCGAGCAGACGCGCAAGGCCAUGUUAGUCGCCAUCCCCGUGGUGCUGGCGCUCAACUACAUCCUGGACGUCUGGCGUGAGGGUGUCUUCAUCCUCAUCCUGACGUGGCUGUACAACGACCUCAGGGGCGGCGACGAGCUCGUCCGGGACGUCAUCAUUGCCGCGGCCUACGGCCUCUUCAACACGGCCUCGCUGAAAAUCGCCAUCGGCGGAGACGCAGAGGCGGCAGUCACCGACGAGGGCUACGUGUGGGCGUCCAUCAUCAGCGCCGUGAUCCUCACGACGAUGCAGGUGCAAGACCUCAAGGACCAGGCGGGCGACCGCGGGCGCGGGCGCGCGACGGUGCCCCUUUUCUUCGGCGACAGGGCUUCGCGUUUGUCUCUCGCGAUUCUCGUCCCGUUCUGGUCCUGCGUGUGCGUUUACGUCUGGAAUAUCCGCUCGUGGGCGGUGCUGCUGCCCACCAUGUCUGGCGCCAUGGUCGUCGCCGGGGUGCUCCGGACGAGGAGUCCGGAAACGGAUGCGCGAGCCUGGAAGUUGUGGUGCCUGUGGACGGUCUGUCUGUAUUCCCUGCCGCUCGUCGGUGACGGUUUCGUGUCGUUGACGACACAUGGUUAA
Molecule: messenger RNA, 1044 nt
Organism: Colletotrichum higginsianum IMI 349063
Lineage: Eukaryota; Fungi; Ascomycota; Sordariomycetes; Glomerellales; Glomerellaceae
Product: UbiA prenyltransferase
Exons: 1
Coding region: 1-1044 (347 amino acids)
Cellular component (GO): membrane
Molecular function (GO): transferase activity, transferring alkyl or aryl (other than methyl) groups
Source: RefSeq, a predicted model, not a curated record